GACGCCUGAGAGUCGCCAGUAGGCCAGCUGACCGGUCCGCGCAAUAUCCGCUUUGAGUUUUCGGAUGUGUACGGUGGUUCCGGGGAAAAUCGUCCCGGGAGAAAGCAUCCUGAUGAUGCCAUAACGAGUUCUCGUCGCUCACGUGUUCCCUUUGAAUCGCAAUUAAACCGCAAAGGCCGCACUGGCGUUGCCAGUUUCUUUUUACAGCGAGUAUCGGUAAUAAUCCGAGAUACCGGACUUCGGAAUAACGUUGUUAGCUCGUUGCGAACGCAAGUUAAUCGCGUCAGGUGCUCAGGGAGUACCGACAAGUUUCCCUAAAGGGAUAGGAACUCCCGCGCUGCCGAACUGCUCCCGAUGCGCCCACCGUCAUCCCUCGCGAGGGGAAAUGUAGAAACACUGAUAACUGAUAUCACAAGGUCCUCGGAGUUUCCACGGAGAGUCCACGGAAAGUAUUUCUCGUAAAUCGAGUUGGUUUCCUCCGCCAUUUCGCCGGGGUCGUCCAGUCCCGUCGCGGUUGAUGAUCCGCAGCUUCCGGUCGCAAGAGGGAAGACUCGAGCGAGGGAUCAUGGGGUAUGAGCAUCGCGUCAUGAAGAUCUGUAUUUUAUACAUGCUGUCGGUCAUUUUUGCGGUCUACGCAGCGGAAGACGUCGAGAUGUCGAGCGGAGGCGAUGAACGGAGACCGGCAAAGUCGAGACCGGUAAACCUAUUUACAAUUACUGGCAUGAGGAACACGGUGGCCAACGAGAGCAUGACCGUCGCCUUGAAGGCUCUGCGGGAGAAAUAUCCGGGUCACCUAGGCAGCGUGUGGUCCGUGCAGAUCAACGAGACCGACAUCAGUGAGAGCCUCGAGUCCAUAUGCAAUGCAUGGAGCUCGGCCACCGCCAAUGGCGCUACCACCGUCCCGGAUCUGAUCUUGGACCUGACGAUGACCGGUGUUUCCAGCUCGUUCACCGCGGCGAUGGGAGUCCCGACCUUGUCUGCCACGUACGGCCAGGAGGGCGACAUUCGGGACUGGAGAGACUUGGACCUCGAUCAAAAGGACUAUUUGAUCCAGAUAAUGCCACCAGCAGAUCUGAUGCCCGAGGUAAUCCGGCAGCUGGCGAUCCAGCUGAACAUCACCAACGCCGGCAUCCUCUUCGACAAGCACUUCAUCAUGAAUCACAAGUACAAGAGCCUGCUGCUGAACGUGCCGACCAGACACGUCAUCAAUGACCUGCAGGCCUCGCCGGACGCAAUAAAAAUGCAGUUAUCUCGGUUGCGAGAUCUAGAUGUGGUAAAUUACUUUCUACUGGGCGAUGGAAGCUCCAUCGACAGGAUCCUGAACAUCGGAAACUCGUUGGGCUUCACCGGGCGGAAGUACGGUUGGUUCAUUCUGACCUUGGAAGACACGGUAUGGCCGAGUUGCGCGUGCGAGAACAUCACCAUCUUGUUCCUGAGGCCGCAACCACCGACCACGUCAAGCAAUCAGAGUCAAGCGGAGUCCACCUUGAAGACAAUGCUACCAAAACCACUGCUCUCGUCCGGCUUUUACUACGAUUUGACCUUGCUGGGCGUCAACGCGAUGAAAUCAGCCCUGGACAACGGCGACUGGCCCUUGGAACCCACUCACAUCAAUUGCGAUACGUAUAACGGCACGAACAUACCGACGAGAGGCUUCGACUUCUUCACUAAACUGAUGGAGACCUCGCAGACCAUGACACCGACGUACGCGGGCUUCAGUUGGGGGAAGAAGAACGGUGAACAUGGCGCAAAUUUUAAGAUGAUCAUGUACAUGGUGAACAUCGAGCAUGAGAAGAUCUUGUCACGGGUGGAGAACGGGUACUGGCAGGCAGGCAUCGAGACGCCCAUGCAGAUCACCAGUCAAGGAAUGAUGAACAACACCGCGGUAACGAGCUACAGGGUGGUCACCGUGCAACAUCCGCCGUUCAUGAUGUACAACAAUGAGACCAAUAAGUGGUUCGGCUUCUGCAUCGACUUGCUAGAUGAGAUUCGCCAGUCUGUGCCCUUUGAGUAUGAGAUACGCGAGGUGGAGGACCAGCAGUACGGAUCACUGAACGAAAACGGCAGUUGGAACGGCAUGAUCAAGGAGCUGAUAGACAAACGCGCCGACAUUGCCCUGAGCUCACUUUGGGUGAUGGCAGAACGCGAGAAGGUCGUGGACUUCACGGUGCCCUAUUACGAUCUGGUUGGCCUGACGAUCAUGAUGCAAAAGUCGAAGACGUCGACGUCGCUCUUCAAGUUCCUCACCGUGCUGGAGAGCGAGGUCUGGCUGUGCAUCCUGGCGGCCUACUUCUUCACCAGCUUCCUCAUGUGGUUCUUCGAUCGCUGGUCGCCGUACAGUUACCAGAAUAACCGCGAGAAGUACACGGAGGACGAUGAGAAGAGGGAGUUCAACCUGCGCGAGUGCUUCUGGUUCUGCAUGACCUCGCUGACGCCGCAGGGUGGCGGCGAGGCGCCGAAGAACCUGUCGGGGCGGCUGGUAGCGGCCACAUGGUGGCUGUUCGGCUUCAUCAUCAUCGCAUCUUACACGGCGAACCUGGCAGCCUUCCUCACAGUGUCCAGGCUGGAAGUCACCAUCGACACCUUGGAGGAUCUGAGCAAGCAGUACAAAAUACAGUACGCGCCGGUGCUCAAGUCGCCGGCGUACAUCUACUUUCAGAGAAUGGCGAACAUCGAGGCGCGUUUCUACGAGAUUUGGAAGGAUAUGAGCCUGAACGACAGUUUGUCGGACGUAGAAAGAGCGAAGCUGGCCGUCUGGGAUUAUCCCGUCAGCGACAAGUAUACGAAAAUGUUUCAAGCCAUGAAAGAGGCUGGCUUUCCAAGCAGUAUCGACGAAGCGCUAAGGCGAAUCCGAAGCGAAGGUCCAUACGCGAAUAAUCAAUUCGCUUACAUCGGUGACGCCUCGACCAUCAAAUACCUCGUCAUGACGAACUGCGAUCUGAUCUCAGUCGGAGAGGAGUUCUCCAGGAAACCGUACGCCAUCGCUGUCCAGCAAGGAUCGCCGCUGAAGGAUCAAUUUAAUAACGCGAUCCUCAUACUGUUGAAUAAGAGGAAGCUGGAAAAGUUGAAGGACACGUGGUGGAAGCACAAUCCCAUUAAGAAGAAAUGCGACACGGAGAACGACCAGAACGACGGCAUCAGCAUUUACAACAUCGGCGGUGUGUUCCUCGUGAUUCUCGUAGGCAUCGUGUUCGCUUGCUUAACGUUAGCCCUCGAAUAUUGGUAUUACCGGCAUCAUGCAAGAGUUAACGACUUACAACAAGCUACGCCGCCCAAAACGAAGACAGUUAAACCGAUAAGAUUCGAUUUACAUCCUGCUCCCACCCAUGGAUUUCAAUCGUCGCAAUUUAGAUCGAGAUUUUAAGUUCUGAAAUUUUAGAAGUGAACACACAUAUCUGAGGUGAUUUUUUUAAGGUGAUUUCCCCAGUAGGCUAAUUCUGCAGAAGACAAUUUUCGAUUAUACUUUUAUUAUUAAAAUGUAAUUUUUAUUUUAUAUUUUAUUAAUAAAAUAUUAUAUACUAAUGCGAGAGGGUAAAACAGCACAAAAUAAUAUUUUGAUAAAUUUAUUUGAAUAUUUUUAGCGUUUAUUCUGCGUAUGUAUCUGUAGUUUGAAAUGGACUUGCAUUUCUUUUUGGUAGAGAAAAGGUUGGUAAAAAUGUAUAAUGUGAAAAGUGCAUAUACAUGUAUACAUAUAUAUGUA
Ooceraea biroi (clonal raider ant) is the source of this 3700-nucleotide messenger RNA. Its product is annotated as ionotropic receptor 25a. NCBI's taxonomy places the organism in Eukaryota, Metazoa, Arthropoda, Insecta, Hymenoptera, Formicidae. Gene Ontology annotation, biological process: monoatomic ion transport. Gene Ontology annotation, cellular component: membrane. The record is from RefSeq and is a predicted model, not a curated record. Gene Ontology annotation, molecular function: signaling receptor activity; ligand-gated monoatomic ion channel activity.